Brassica napus (rape) is the source of this 3628-nucleotide messenger RNA. RefSeq names its product putative F-box/LRR-repeat protein At5g54820. The record is from RefSeq and is a predicted model, not a curated record. The transcript has 3 exons. NCBI's taxonomy places the organism in Eukaryota, Viridiplantae, Streptophyta, Magnoliopsida, Brassicales, Brassicaceae. Gene Ontology annotation, molecular function: protein binding. The coding region runs from base 1132 to 2121 and encodes 329 amino acids.
UUAAAAUGGGAUAUUUGUUUUAUUAGAUACUUGAUUUUUUUACUUAAGUUUUUUCAUGUACGGUACAUUUGUUUUUAGAUCAGUUCUUGCAAUUAUUCAAGUAAACAAAUGUAAGAAAAUAAGUUAAACAACUUUGUUUUUUGCUAAGUUAAGCCAUUUUGGUUUAAAAUAAGAAUUUCCAGAAAGAAAAAAAUGGUUUUUUUUCAUAUAAUGAUUAGAAAUGUAGAUUUUCUUACUAUAUGUGUUGAUAUAUAUUAUUUCAUGUUACACUCUUGUCUAUUUUAAGCAUAUGCUAAUUAUUUGGCCUGAAAUCAAUCCAAUAAAUAUCCUUAUACACUCAUCUUAUGCUGACAAAAAAAACACUCAUCAUAUAUCUCCAACUUUGACACAUGUGAUGGAAACUUAAAAUCAAUACUAAAUUUAGACAAAUUAAACAAAGAUGAAUUAACUAUUUUUAGUUAUUUUACAAAUCAUUUUAAUAUCCUACAACAUUUUAUUUUAAAUGCUUAAUAAGAUUUCCUCAAUUAUUAAAGCAUUUGAGUACUGUUUUGGUAUAUCAAAAGUUAAAAUUGAUAUACAGCAGUUUAAAAGGAAAAAAUAAUAAAAAUAUAAGAAAUAAAUAGUGUAAAAUAAAUAACCACUUUUGGUUCAGAUAACAUUUUUUUACAAAAUGUAUUUGUCUAGAUACCAUAACAACAAGCAUUUGAAAAUCAUCUUUAUUAUUGAUAUUAAAAUUUGUAUAUUACAUAAAAAGAACUUUUGUAAAUAUGUGCAUUAGAGGGAAAAAAAUUGUUUAGUUUUGAUUAACAUUUUGAAGUUGCUUACUAAUAAAAGUUAAUAAUAAUCAUUUUCAGACCACUAUUCUGAACCACCUUUUUUUGAAACACCUUCUGAACCUAUAAAUUUGUUUUUUUUCAGAACUAAAAGGUAAUAGUUAAUGAAAAAGGGCAAAACAAAGAUAAGAAUUAUUUCAAGAGUUGAAGCACUAUCAUCAUCACCAAACCAAAAGUUUGAAAGCUUUCAAAAGCAUAUAAAUACAUAACUCUCGAAAGUGUUGAUAUCAUUGGUUCACUCAUAGCCACUUCUCUCUUGUAUCUCCUUGUUUUCUCCUCUAAUCAUCACAUUUUCACAAUGGUUUCAAGAAGAAAAUCUGAUCUACUUUCAAAUUUACCUGAUUGCCUUCUUGUUACAAUCAUAUCUCUCUUGCCCUUCAAACAAUCUGUUCAGACAAGUAUUCUCGCCAGACGAUGGAAGAAUCUUUGUCUUGAAACAACAAACCUCGUAUUCAAAGAAUCUGAGUUUGUGAACCUAUCUACUGAUACAGAAACCAUAAAGUCUAAGAGAAGUUUGUUUGUUAGCACUAUGUGUCAAUGGAUCUCUAGCUUUACUGGUGAAGUCAUUGAAAGUUUAGAGUUUUCUCUCUCUGAACCAGUGUCUUUCGAGAAAGCGAUCGUAUCUCUAACCGAAUUUGCAGCCUCAAAACAAAUAAAAAGUAUAACUAUUGAUUUCUCAAGCCCUGCCUCAAGAAAAAUUGAUGUAAUAGAGCAUUUGGUCACGUUGAUGCAUUAUCAAAAUACUGAAUUCGAUAUUACUCGUAUCUUUUUCAAUCUGAUACAUGUUAGGAACCUGACGAUCUGCUCUUUUCUUAUUCAGAUGAUCCAAGAGUGUGAAGAUCCUAUGGAAAUGCAUGAUGCGAUGGAAGCACGACAUUUGGUGAUGAGGACUAAUCUGCAUGCAAAUGAGUUCGUGGGCAUUACAAUAUUUCUUAAUAGCUGUCCAGAACUGGAAUCUCUCACGUUCCAUAUGGAUACUACUGAGCGUAUCGUGAGAAUUUCGAUGCCAUUAGAUCCGAAAGUGUUUUGGCUGACCAACGACACGUAUGAAUGUUUGGAAAGGACACUUAAACUUGUGAAAAUAAAAAACUUUCGUGGCGGCUCCAACGAGUUACAUGUUCUGAAGUACCUGAUCAGAAGGGGGCUCGUGAUGGAACAGCUUGACCUUUAUGAGGCAAAGGGAUUGAACGAUGAUCAAAGGAGGUUGGUACUGACUGCAGCCGAGGAGGUUCAGAAGAAUGUCGGGAGAGGUUCGAAGCAUUUGAGAAUUACUUUGCACAAGGCUUGAUUGAAGCAUUUUAGUGUUUUUCUAGUGAAAACUGGAAACUAAUCUUUGCUAAUUAUGCCUAUCAGCUAAUAUUAAGGAUGGAUAUCUCAAUGUUUUAUACUUUUUUUUUUAACAACACUUUUAUUAGUACUUUUAUUUGUAUAUGAAAAAUUAGUUGUUUGGUUUGGUUAGAAAAUUUAAUUGUUGUAGUUUUAGGUUUUUUUUUUUUUUUUCAGAACAUUACCUUAUCUUUAAUAAUAUUAAUUUGAGAUUUUAUAGUAAAAGUAAAUUAUAUCACAUUUUUAACUAAGCAAAAAAAUAGUAAAAUAUAAAUACAAAUACACAACAAAAUUUUGAAUUCACUAAGUUUACCAUAUAUUUCUAAGAUCCUUCUAUGUCAUUUGAAAAAAAAAAAUUGAAAAUUUUUUUAGGGCAAUUCUCUCAAAUAGCUAUUUUUAAUUUUUUGUUACAAAAAUAGUUCUAAGAAAAUAAAAUGACCAAAAUAGUCCUAUUUUAUUUUAAAAAAAUUAAUAUUUAUUUUUUAUUUCUAAAAAUUUGAAUUCAUCCCAAAAACUCAACCCUUUAACUCUAAACCCUAAGUCUUAGAUUAGUUAACCCUAAGGUUAUAAAUGCAUAUUUACCCUUCAAUAAAAUCUCUUUUGGUCAUUUUCUUCCUUGAAAGUCUAUUUUUGUGAAAAUAAACUAAAAAAAGUUAUUUAAGAGAAUUUCUCAAAGUUGAUCCAAAAAAAAAGGAAUUUCUUAAUUUAAUUUUUUCCUAUGAUAGCACUAAAAAAAUAAUAUCACAGAAAUAGUUUGCAAUAAUCAAGAUAGAUUUUAUUAAAGAGAUAAUAGACAUUUAUAUUCUUUAAAAUUAACUAAUUUAGAUUUAUGAUUUUUUUUUUUGAUAAUCCAGGUAAUCCGAAGACUCCGGAAGGAACCCGACUAGCGCCUAAGUACACAUCCGCAGAAGGUAUCCUGGAGGGCGUCUUUUUCAUCCCAUUUUAAUCGAUGGUAGCCAGCGGGAUUCGAAUCCGGAUCCGUAUUGGGGCCAAAGCUCCCUCAAGACCACUGGACCGUCCUCGCUUGGUUAGACUUAUGAUUUAGAUUGAGAGGGUGAAGUUUGAGUUUAGGAUUUAUAAUAAUAAAUUUUAAGAAAAUCUCAAAAAAAAAAACAAAGUGGAUUUCGAAUUUUUUUUUUUAAAUAAAAAAAUAAGUGAGAAAUAAAUUCAAAAAAGUUUUGAAUAUUUAAUUAAGUUUUUGCAAAAAAAAAUAUCUAUUUAUAUUUAUAUAUUUAUGUAGAGUAAGUGUAUAAUUGUCAUUUACCAAACUUGUUUUGAUCAUUUUUUUUAAUAAGUUCUUUUGGUAAAAAAAUAUCUUUUGCGUCUUUUUGGAGAUUUACCCAUAAAUAUAUACUUAAGUUGUAAUUAAACGAUUUUAAAUUGUUUUCUCUUGAUAUCAGGUCAAUCCCUUUCCAAGAUUAUCAAAUCACAUGUUUUUUCUCGUCCAGUGCAAUUAAUCAAUUCAUGAU